CAAGUCUCUUGGUAUCAACGACUUGAUCGGAUUCGAAUUUAUGGACCCACCGCCAGGAGAGACGCUCAUGAGAGCUCUGGAGUUGCUUUAUGCACUAGGUGCCUUGAACGACCGGGGGGAGUUGACGAAACUUGGUCGACGGAUGGCAGAGUUCCCAGUCGACCCCAUGCUGUCAAAGGCAAUCAUUUCUAGCGAAGACUAUUCAUGUACGGACGAGGUGCUUACAAUCAUAUCUAUGUUAUCGGAAUCGUCGUCCCUGUUUUAUCGACCAAAGGAUAAAAAACUUCAUGCCGACCAAGCACGACAGAAUUUCGUCCGAGCGGGUGGCGAUCAUUUCACAUUACUCAAUGUCUGGGAACAAUGGGCCGAAACAAAUUAUUCACAGCAGUUCUGCUAUGAGCAGUUCCUACAGUUUAAGAGUCUUAGUCGUGCACGAGAUAUUCGGGAUCAGCUGGCAGGAUUGUGCGAGCGCGUAGAGGUAGUUGUACAGGGCAACCCCAAUUCGAAUGAUAUCACGCCAGUACAAAAAGCACUGACUGCUGGUUAUUUCUAUAAUACGGCACAACUCCAAAAGAGCGGUGAUUCGUACAGGACAUUGAAGACGAACCAUACUGUAUAUAUACAUCCCUCCUCGAGUCUAUUCCAGCACCAGCCUCCUGUGAAGAACGUGUUGUAUUAUGAGCUUGUAAUGACAUCGAAGUCCUAUAUGAGACAACUGAUGGAAAUCAAACCUGCAUGGUUACUGGAAGGUGUGUAUCCCGAUAACUUUGCAAGGUAUUCACGAGCUGAUCAUGGUUUGACAGUGGCACCACAUUAUUUCAAGCCUGCGGACCUUGACCAACUGGCAACUGGGGACAAAAAGAUGCCCAAGGUCGUUGGUGCAUCCAGCGCUGCGCCCUCGUAGGACCGUGGUAGGCUGUCCUUAUCUGCUUAACGAGAUGCCAAGGGCGUGCACAUUUUGCUCUCACGUUUGCUGUCAGGUCCAUGUAUCAGUAUGUUGUUACCC
This is a messenger RNA of Serpula lacrymans var. lacrymans S7.9, 1006 nucleotides long. RefSeq lists its product as uncharacterized. Bases 41 to 904 code for a protein of 287 amino acids. NCBI's taxonomy places the organism in Eukaryota, Fungi, Basidiomycota, Agaricomycetes, Boletales, Serpulaceae. Gene Ontology annotation, cellular component: catalytic step 2 spliceosome; intracellular anatomical structure. The transcript has 4 exons. Gene Ontology annotation, molecular function: RNA binding. The record is from RefSeq and is a predicted model, not a curated record.